UAUGUCAAAUCAAGUUAUUCAGUAUAUCCAUAGAAAAACUACCAUAUGGAAACGCAGAUUCUUACUGAUGAGGAAAACUCAUUAGAUAAUAUAUCUUUUGAGGACAGUGAUUUAUUGACAAAGCAGCAUGAUUCUCAAUUAGCUCAAUUAAUUGCAGCAGGACCAGUUGGCGUAGCUGCUGCUGCAGCAAUUGUGUCAUGUCAGAAAAGAAAGAAGAAUUUUAUAUUUGAAACAAAUCCAUCUCUAAGAAAAAGAUUGCAAACCAGGUUAUUGAGGAAACUAAAAAAUACAAUUAAUGAAUAUGCUUCAAGAAUUGGGCAUCAAGCUACAUUAAUAAUUUAUAAACCAACAAAAUCCGAAGCAGACAAUGCUAUAAAAAUAUAUGGUACAAAACCUUUAGAAGAUGUGGUAAAAAAUUGGAAGCAAGUAAUUAUAGUGGAGUUAGAAAAAAUAUUGUCACAAAAAUCUAGUUUGUAUCAAAAUCAAUCUCUAGUUCAUAAUAAUCAACAUCAGUAUGAGCUUCCACCAUUAGUAGUUGAUGGAAUUCCAACUUAUUUAGAUAAAAUGACACAAGCUCAAUUAAGAUGUUUUAUCCCUCACAUGCUUAAAUUUGCAACAGGGCGCGGCAAACCUGGAUGGGGAAGACUCAACACUAUACCUAUUUGGUGGCCAAAAAGUGUACCUUGGGCUAACGUUAGAUCUGAUAUACGAACUGAACAAGAAAAACAAAAGGUUUCUUGGACGGAUGCUCUGAGGGAAAUAAUAAGAAAUUGUUACGUUUAUUAUAGUAGAUCGGAUCUCUUAUCCUCUCCUACUGGCGUACCUACUGAUCCGCAUCCAAAAUACCUUUCUCAACACAGUGAAAGUAACGAAUGCGUUGAUAAAAUAGGUCUUAAGCGUAAAAAGAAGAUAGUUAAAGAUUCUAAGCAACAAAAGACUUAUCAAUUUGAUAAAAUCUCAGGCAAUUUGGAUCUGAUAAAUCAGGCGGAACCCCAGAUAGUGCUGAUAACGCCCGAUCAAUUAGCUAGCUUGGUUCAAAAUCACAAUAACACUAAUUUAAACUUCUCCAAAAGUGAAAUUGGGAUUUCCCAUGCAAAUAAUCUUUCGGGAGCUAAUUCUUUAAUUAACGAUGGAAACUUAUCUUCCAAUGUUAAUUCUUAUCUCUCCAACCUUUUUUCUCAAUCCACUCUUCCUUUAAGACUUCAGGAGAUGAAGCAAGAUGACUUGCUCCAAAAUUCUUUAAAUGCCUUAAGUUCUUUUAGAAUCGAAUCAAGCGCUACUUCUAAAACUACCACGUCAGAAAUGAUAGUUAUGUCGAAUCAACAAAACUCUCUCUUCCCACCCUCUACCUUAACUGACUCCACUCAUUCACUUCUAUUUGACACGCUGAACUCAAUCCACAACCAAACUAAGUUAAAUAAGCCACAACCUACAGUGAUGCUUCAAAUACAAACUUUUCAAAAUCCCGACGGUUCCAUAUCCCUUAUUCCUAUAAACUUGGUUAACACUGAUUCAAGUAUACUACAUCCAAACCCAUCAUUAGUUAUUCAAGAAUCUUUAUCAACAUAUGGCGAGGAAGUUGAUUGUCAAACAGCAACGACCUUAUUAUUUGACCAUCUUAUAUCUCAGGGUCAUAACAUCAAUACGAAUCAUAACCCAUUAAAUCUAGAUUUUGAGGUCGGAGAUAUAGAGACGAAUGUCGAAACGACUCAUGCAGAAUCCGAACCUUGCUCUAAAUUUCAAGAUUCGAGUGGCAGUAAUUAUAUAAUCCUUAAAAUUGAUGACGAUUUAAAUGAGAAUAGUGUAAGUGAAAGUUUUUGUCAGCACGAAGAUCGGGACAAUAAUACGGAAAAUGAUCAUAAUCAAGAAGUUAUUGGCUUGGGUGACUUAAAGAAUGCCAGUGAUAAUCUUAGAUUCACUGAUGAUAUUAACAAGCAGAAAACCUCAAUUAAGAAUGAAAAUUUAGAACUCUCAUUUGAGACAACUAACUUGUUAAUCGAUUCACAACUUAAAAUACAAUCCUCGCCCAUAACCAAUAUGAAAUUAUUGCCGCUGGCAUCUGGCAACAGAUCACAUUGUACAACAUUACAAUCAAAUAAUUCUGAUUCUAUCAUACCUAAAUCCUCACAUGAUUCACUUCAAAAAUAUUCCGUCAAUAGUCCUACGACCACCCUUUCACCUCUUAAAAAUAAUAAAGAAGUCGAAGAUCAAAUGACAGAUUUUUCUCCUGCCCCGCCUAACAUAAUUUUUGAUUAUGAAAUUAAUCAAGAGGCAUCUUUAAAUUCUGUCGAAGACCUAAAUGAUACGCCACAGUUUAUCUCUAAGACAUAGAAGAUUUUUUAUUUGUCUAUUAUUUGUAAGUUUACAAAAUAUCCUCUUUAUAUUUAGUAUUAUUUAUUGUUGUAUUACAAUC
This is a messenger RNA of Gordionus sp. m RMFG-2023, 2413 nucleotides long. RefSeq lists its product as uncharacterized. Gene Ontology annotation, biological process: regulation of transcription by RNA polymerase II. Lineage: Eukaryota; Metazoa; Nematomorpha; Gordioida; Chordodea; Parachordodidae. The record is from RefSeq and is a predicted model, not a curated record. Gene Ontology annotation, cellular component: nucleus. The coding region runs from base 46 to 2331 and encodes 761 amino acids. Gene Ontology annotation, molecular function: DNA-binding transcription factor activity, RNA polymerase II-specific; RNA polymerase II cis-regulatory region sequence-specific DNA binding. The transcript is spliced from 8 exons.